Molecule: messenger RNA, 8222 nt
Organism: Anarrhichthys ocellatus (wolf-eel)
Lineage: Eukaryota; Metazoa; Chordata; Actinopteri; Perciformes; Anarhichadidae
Product: beta/gamma crystallin domain-containing protein 1
Exons: 22
Coding region: 510-7709 (2399 amino acids)
Biological process (GO): visual perception; lens development in camera-type eye
Molecular function (GO): structural constituent of eye lens
Source: RefSeq, a predicted model, not a curated record
CAGUCUAUUCAGAUUUACACAUUUCAACAAACUGUAAUCGCGGUCAGGUUCAUAGUUAAACUCGUGUCAGACGUUUACGAGGAGCACGUGAACGCACCGUUUUUCAUCACCGGGCUGCGUUUGCGCCGGUGGAGGGGCAGAACUUCCACAGCGCCCGUACUGCAUCUGCGAUGUAACAGUCUGCCCAGUUGUGGAUGCAAGGAGGACUAAACACAACAUUAAUCAGUUAGAUAAACAUCUAUUGCGGAGCUAUUUAGUACAAACUGACAACGGUUUAUAUUUUUGGUAGGGCCGGGAAGUUUUUUUUCUGUCUAAUUAAGGGUGAGUUGAACUUGAAACUAAUGCCAAAAGGACAUUCUCAGAGAGUUAAGGAUGGAUCUACCACUUUGCUAAGGCAGAAUGUAUUUUUUUCUGAUAAUUUUCUGCUUCACACUGCUAUUGUUUAUCCUGGGGGAAUGAUUUUGUUUUUGUUUUAUGCUCUUUAGGAGUUUUUGUUCUAAACCUAAAUCAUGUUCACAUCCUACAUAAAGAAUCUGAAUGAUAUGGUAUUUUCUACGUCUCAGAGCCCUGAGGAGCAACAGAGCACUGGGGUCUUGGGUCGUAUCGGGAGCUGGCUCUCUCCAUGGAAGGGAACGGGUCCAAAGAGUCCUACUGAAAAUGCCUCCCCGACGAGCGAUCAGGCUCUUAAGUCAGAGGGAGAACAGGAAAGUGAAGAAUCUGUGAGACUCCGGGCAAGGACAAAAGAGUGGGAGGAGGAGAAGGACCAGAGCUUCAAUCCCAAUGCAUUCUAUCUCUCCAGAGACAUUUUCCCCUGUGAAGAGGGGGACGCCACGCAGUCUGCCCACAGAGGCGGCCCUGUUGUGAGCAGCACUGAAACAGCAGGAGGAGGUCCAAAGAAGGAGGAGUUUGUGGAGUGCAGGAAGAAGAGAGUCAGGCAGGGCAAGGAGAGGGAGGAGAGCAGCAACGGCACUUUAGCGAGUGGGAAUCCUGAGACAAAUGCCAGUCAGCUGACACAUCUCUCUUCCUCUUCUGAGCAGGGUGUGGUAUGGGAAUCUGACCGAGCCCACGCUCAGCCUCAAGCCCAGAGACAAGCACAGGCAGGCAGGAGGCUGCAUGUGUACCUGGAGGAGACCAGCGUGACUCACUGCGACCAGAACACCUGUGCUGGACAGGAUAUUGUGCAAGUCACAAAAAAGAACCUAAAUGUCCUCAGCAAAGCAAAGUCAUCACCACAUUUUGAUUUGAGCUCAAGUUUAACAAGUGCAGAGAACAAAAGGACACAUGUGAGUCCUGCUGUUGGGGCACAGAGUUAUUACAGUGCCCUAGUGAGGGUGUCACUGAAAUCACACAAAGAGUCGCAGUCAGAGCCUGAUCCUGAAGGACAAACAGAGGCUGACAGCAUGGGGCGUAAAAACGCAGCCAGAAGGAAAGUCAGGAAAAACUCUCUGGGAGAUGAAGGGAACAACCCCCAGGAGAAAAUGCCUCCCAGUGCCCAACCUGUCCCAGAGGGAAUCUCUACAUCAGAUAACUCAGUGACCAGUGCUCAGGGCAAAAGUCCAAAGACUCACAUGGGAGAGUCAUCUGUAAAGUCCUCCUCCAAGCACAGCUCCACCUCUCAGGCUUCACCUGAAGGAGCAGAGAAUAAGACUUCCUGUCCCGAUACAACCAAGGAGUUGGACAACUUCCAGGAAACAAACUCAGUCUUCGCAGCCACUCUGGCAUGUGUGGUUGAUGGGGGCGCAAACAUGGAGGACGACAGUUUAUACAAAGUAGAACGGAAGACAGAGACACCAGAGUCCAAACGCAGGAGUCUGAAGGUUUCUCGAAGUGAGGUGAAGCUUUUUACAAAAAAUGUGCCUUUGAAUCCAAAGCAAAAUCCAGCUGGAGACACCCAGGAACUUCAAGCAGCGUUAAAGAAUUACACAGAUGGAGCAAAGGAUAAGCCCGAAACAGAGAUCGAUGACAGAAUACACAAGCUGAAGAAAAUUGAUGAGGAGCCUAAGCCAGUCAUUGGCCGCAUUGCGGAUAAAAUCAGCCUCUUUGAGCGCCCGGCAGUAGGUGUCAACAAGCCGACCUUCCAAAGUCCGAGGAGUGCUGAUGUCUCUCCAGUCAGGAAAGCCACGGAGAGGGUGAAAACAGAUUUAGCGUUGCCAGAAAACAGGUCAAGAUCAGCUGAACGUUACGGCACAGCCAGGCCCAGCUCUGCAACACCCGUUGAGGAGAAGUCGAUGACGAUCAAGGAGCGAGCCAGGAACUUCACAGAGGCAUCUGAAACAAAGAACAAGCCAGCACUGUUUCAAAAGCCAGACAUGACAGGAAUGUCUCUAAAAGCCACUUCAUCUGUUGUAGUUGAUGCAUCGAAGUCAUCAGAACUAGACAAUCAGGAUAAACUGGAUACUGACAUGCAAAUACAGCAAGCAAAGUCAGAGAUAACAUUAAAACCAGAUGGACAAGAUACCACCACUGUAGGGGUAAAGAUGUCCAUUCCUAAAGAACAACCAACAGACUCCAACAACACAGUGGCCUGGAAAACAGCAGAUCAGGGUACGAAACCCAACAGUGUUGGAACAAAUGUUCCAGCUAAAGAGCCGGGUGGUUCUGCAGAACUGACCGAUAGCAUUAGCUCACAGUCCAAAGUCCCUAGCAGAAUAGGCUCCCGCUCUAAAAGGAGAAAAGGUAGGGAACCAACCAGUCCCAUCAGCCCAAAUAGUGAAAACAAACUGGAUCGCUCCAUAAGUAAGCCAGAGCUCACUGCUAUGAAUCUGCUGCAGAACGAUGAGGCUGCUUCUGCCUCCAAACUACUCACAGAUAAAGUCUCAUUACCAUCUGAUAAAGCUCAAGGAAACCAGACAGAUACCAGACAGAAAGCAUUUAAGAAGGAGCCAGAGGUGUUAGGAAAAGAGAAGAAACAGUUGGAUUCUUCUUUUAAAAAGGAGAUUAUUGACAAACCGGUGAACAGACGGGAGGGAAUGCCUGAACCAUCUGUCAACAAAGAUGAACCUGAUACUGCUGCUUGUAGCAGUGGAACUAAGACGCCUGUUGACAAGGAUCCCAUUAUUUUACCCCAAAAGGAGAAAAAGGCAGGGGGACAUGGCCUCGUAUUCACACAGAGGAGAGAAAAGGCCUCCAAGGACAGCAGAGAAACUUCAGCCCCCUCCCCCUCACCGCCAGUUGAACAACCUAUUGAGAAGACUGGUUCGAUGGCGCAAGAGCCACCUGCUGAACAGCGGAAAAUAGUUAAAGAAUUGUCAGUGCAAUCUGAACCUACCGAGCCAAAUAAGAAAGACACAGUGCAAACACCGAAACGCCCAAAUAAGGACAUAGAACUAAUAAAUCCGGCUGAGAGCGAAAAAACAAAUCAGACUGAGCAGAAAAACAAAGACAAAGCACAGCAGCUCCUGCGUUCAGAUAAAAACACCACAAAGACCAAGGUUUCAGAAAGUAGACAAGGUAUCUCAGAGACAGAGGGGAGUACUGCGAGGGAUGAUGAAAGAAAAAAUUCUGAAAGAAAAGAUGAGACACAGCCAGCUAAAGUCAUAACAAAACCAGAAACAAAUCAACCAGAACCAGCCUCUCGGUCCUCAGAAAGUAAAAGUACAUCAGUAGAUCUGCCUGCUCAAAAACAAGGUGUCAGACACACAAAGACUACACAUCCAGAAAAAGCUGCCGUUUGUGCCGUCACCCAAACUAAUGAGGCUGCGAGUGUGACCAAGACAGCGAAAGGGUCGUCAAAAGGAAAAAAUGCAGCAACUGUGCCUUCUGAGUUGCAAAGAAAGUCUACAAAACGCCCUGGAGCAGAGACAGAGCCAGUGGUGGUAGCAGCAAAACCACAGCCUCAUUCUGUAUCCGUGGAAAAAACAGAGAAUUCACCGGAUGACUCAUGUGCAAACAGAGCUAAUGAUGCUCAGUUAUCCAGCUCAAAGUCAAUUACCAAAGCAACUACAGCAGCUGAGAAAGUGACAAUAAAAGCCGCUGAUGGUACUCCAGGGCUGAAAGCUGCACAGACUGAUAAUAUGUCGGAGAAGGAAUCAUCUGAUAAAAAGUCUUUGCAUUUUUCUGUCUCGAAAUCUUUGAGCAGCGAUGUAGCAAAGCAGGAUGAUGGGGCAAAAAGUUCAACUGUCAAAUCAGUGCCCUCAGAAGUCUCAGGAGAUAUAACAAAACUAGCUCCUAGAUCCCGACAGUGUGAGGAAUCAAAGAAUACAGUGAGUACAAGUGAUAUCACUUCACCCAAGGGUGCAAAGAAAAUAGCUGAUGACACUGCUUCCAGGUCCACAGUUGAUGUGGUGGAGAAGACAGCUGAGAAAACAUUCCAUUCAGUAAUGGAUGAACUUUCACCUGUUGCUAAUGGUAAUAUUUCCCCAAAUUCACAACUCCACACAAUCAAAAAGGAACUGGUCAAGAACAAACCAAGUCAAACUCCAAAAGCACCCACUUCCCCACAUGCUAAUAAGCCGAUCCCAGACACAACCCAGCGUUCAACAAUGACGAAGCUCCAUUUUCCACAUGGACGAAGCAAAGACGAUUCUGAAACACGGCAAGACGCUCCUUCAAGCUGGCUGGAUGUGGACUUUCCCAAACAUCUUCUCAAAGUCUCGGUGCCCAAACUGAGCUCUUUUGGAAGUGAGAGCAAUCUUCUGGACACUGAGCUAGAUGAUGAUGAUUUCAUUGAGAAAAUCAAGAAGCUUUGUGCACCGUUCUCCCUCCCGCCACGUAAACACAACCAACUCCGGACACCUCAGCCGCCAUUUGCCAUGCCUGCCAUCAGAGAGGCCCGCUUUGAGAAGACGUUUGACCCAGAGGAGUUUACGUUUGGCUUGAGGAAGAAGGAUCAGUUCAGUGUAGACACAAGCCAGAGCCUCUUUGCUUCUAAGUACCAGAACAAGGAGGCAAAAUCCGGCGUGAAGCCUGCCAGGUCUAGUUUGGCAGACAGGAGCAUGCUGCUCAGUAUACUGGACCCUCACUCUCACACCGCUGUCAAAGAUGAGGAAGAUGUCAAGGAAGAGAGAAAUGACCAGAUCAAGGUGAAGUCUCGCUUGGAAGGGAGCUGUGUCUUCAGCAGCCUCUCCUCCUCCAUCUUCAGAGAGAAGAGGAAUGGAGUUCAAAUGCAGGCAGAGGGCACCCACUCUGGGGAUGUGUCACCUAGUGAAGCCCCCCAGCUAAGCCCUCCAUCUGUAUCCCAGUCACCCCCGCUAAGCCAAACUGCCACGAAUCCACUCAAAGACACACUGGCCCUGAGCCACAGGGAGGAAGCCCAGGCUGCAAAGGCUGUGGUCAGUGAGUCAUGCCUUCCACUUCCCUCCUUUAACGACAUCAAGCUGCCGGACUAUUUGGAGAAGUACCUCCCCCGAGAACCAGCAAAACCAGAGCACAGCAUACAAGGACAGGAGCAAGUCAGAACUGAGGUUAUUGGAAAAAUGACGGCUCCAGCCUCCGGGGGGGAAGCAGAUCUGGCUGUGAAACCAGCUCCAGUGCUUCCUGAUGCUGUGCCUCCAUGUUUUCCUGAGAUUCCUCCAAUCACACAUCCUACACUGCUUGAGCUUAAGCAGCCUCUGGCUCUGCCACAGGCAAUACAAAGUAAUAAUAUAAUAACUGCCAAAGGAUUUCACAAGCGCCCUGGAAAGAUGGUGUUGUUUGAAAAACCUCAGUUCAGCGGCGAGGCGCAUGAGAUUUACAGGGAUGUAGCAGAUGCUACUUCUCUGCAGCUCUCGCCUCUCAUAUCUGUGAAGGUUGUUAGAGGAUGCUGGGUGAUCUACGAGAAGCCUGACUUCCAGGGACGCUCCAUCGCCUUGGAGGAGGGAGGCACCGAAUUGGCAAAUAUGUGGGCAGAGCCAGGGCCAGAGACAGAACCACAGAACAACCCACCAAUGCUCAUUGGCUCAAUUCGACUUGCUGUCUGGGAUUACAGCCUCCCCCGCAUUGAUCUGUUUACUGAACCAGAGGGCCGUGGCAGAAUAACACCUUAUCACGAUGACACCAUAGAGACAGGCUCGUUUGGCAUCCCACUGAGCACUGCGUCCAUCCAAGUUCACUCGGGGCUGUGGCUGGUGUUCAGUGACCCGGGGUUCCAAGGCAUGAUAGCUGUUCUGGAGACAGGAGAGUACCCUUUUCCUGACACCUGGGGCUUCCCAUCACCCUUUGUUGGAUCUCUGAGACCACUUAAAAUGGGUGGUUUCAAAGUGGAGAACCCCAAUGAAGUCAAGGCCGUGGUGUAUGAGAAGCCUGGACUUGAGGGCUCCUGUUUGGAAAUCGACAGUGACGUUUUCAGCUUUUGUGAAAGUGAAGGAGACACUGCUACUGAUGAAGCACACUUAGACUUGAGAAAACUGAAGUCUGUGGGUUCUUUAAAGAUCAUUGGAGGACUCUGGCUGGGCUACAGCGAGCCCGGGUUUGAGGGCCAGCAGUACAUCCUGGAGGAAGGAGAGUACCUGGACUGCAGCGACUGGGGAGGCUCAGACCAGCUCCGGUCACUGCGACCAAUCCUGGCUGAUUUUAUGUCGCCACACCUCAAAAUGUUCAGCGACAAAGAUUUCGGCGAGCUGGGAGUCAACAUUGACCUCACAGUGCCUGUCAUUGACAUGGACGGCACAGGCUAUGGCAUGAAGACGCAGUCAGUUGAUGUCAUCGGUGGCAUCUGGGUUGUGUUUGAGGAGCCGGGCUUUUGUGGUGAGUGCUACCUUCUGGAGAAAGGCCUGUAUGGAAGCCCAGAGGACUGGGGGGCGCCACAGCCCAGAGUUGCCUCAGUAAUGCCUGUUGUCUUGGAUGAUUUCGAGAAUGCAGCCAAGUUUAAGGUGCAGAUCUUCUCUGAACCAGGUUUUCAAGGCUCUGUUGUCCCUCUGGAGGACAGUGUGGCCUCCCUGCAGGACGGCGUCUAUGUGGCCUCAUGCAAGGUUCUGGCUGGAAGCUGGCUGGCAUUUGAGGGCCCAGACUUCACAGGCAGGAUGUAUGUGUUGGAAGUGGGGAGCUACCCAGACCUGAGGGCAAUGGGCUGUGUCAAUGCGAGAUCCUCCAUCCUGUCGCUGCAGACUGUUGGCUUUGAGUUUUCACUGCCAUCCAUCACUCUGUUCGAGCGGUGUGGUCUGUGGGGUAAGAGGGUGGUACUGACAGAUGGAUCAGUCAACCUUCAGCUGGCUGGAGGCUGCAGCAGAGUCCAAUCUGUGCUAGUGGAAGGAGGCAUGUGGGUUUUGUAUGAGGGAAUCAACUAUCGGGGUCCUCAGAUUUUGCUGAAACCUGGUGAAGUGCCUGACUGGCGCAAGUUCAGCAGCUGGCAAAAAAUUGGAUCCCUUCGCCCUCUUAUACAGAAGCGAGUGCACUUCCGCUUAAGGAACAAACAGACGGGGCUCAUGAUGUCAGUGACCGGCGAUUUGGAUGAGAUCAAACUGCUGCGGGUCCAAGAAGCAGAGGAGACUGAUGGAUUCGAACAGAUCUGGUUCUACCAGAAUGGACAUCUCCACUGCAAGCUGCUGGAGGAGUGCUGCCUGAGUACCACUGGUAGCAUGUCGAUGUCAGGAAGCCGCGUAGGUCUCUCCCCAGAGCCAGACAACCAAGACCAGCUCUGGAGCUUCAACCCUAAUGGAUUUAUCUGCUACACCCCCACCUCUGAUCUGGUCCUGGACAUCAAAGGGGGAACUCACUACGACAAAAACCAAGUGAUUCUAAAAACACUUGAUCCAAAUAAACUCCAACAGCAGUGGGAUGUGGAGAUUAUAUGAAAACACGAGCUGCUGGACUGGAUCCUUAAUAGUUUUAUCAUCAGAGGUACACCUCAACCAGAGGCUCCGUUAUGCAGCUGCAAGACAACUGCUCAAGGGCGAGGUACAUCAUUGGAAAUGCUCAACCUACAACCUACAAAAAUGUCCAGUGAGAAGGCCAACAUGGAGAGCUAUGAAUAAAUCCGUAAGAAUGUAUUACUACCCAGAGUCUGAACUUUAAAUACUUUAUAUUUUACACUUAACCAGUAACAUAUCCUAAGGCUUGUUUCUUUGUCUUUUCAUUGAUUAAUUAUGUUUGUCUGAUAAAUAUGUCAAACAGUGUUGAAGCGUUUCCAUAUUUUCAUGCAACAUCAUGUGUAUAUAUAGUAUACAGUAUAUAGCCUUUUCAAGCUGCAUGCAAUACGAGGGAACAAAAAAAAUACAAUUUCUCAUGACUUUUUCUUUGUUUAAUCAAAAUUACAUAGCACACAACUCUUUCGUUUUCAGAAUAAUAAACGUAUUUUUGUCAAUAAA